Diutina rugosa is the source of this 969-nucleotide messenger RNA. RefSeq lists its product as uncharacterized. The transcript has a single exon. The record is from RefSeq and is a predicted model, not a curated record. Bases 1 to 969 code for a protein of 322 amino acids. Lineage: Eukaryota; Fungi; Ascomycota; Pichiomycetes; Serinales; Debaryomycetaceae.
AUGCCUACCACGUUCAAACAGGCAGUCACCGCUAUCCGACGACUACCGGUGGAUACCGUUACCCUCAACCGCAUAGUUGCUUCAGUCAAAAGUCAAGUCAAACAGGCCCGCAACCCUCAGGACCUCCCCCGCCUAUACCGGAGCUGGAUCUCUCUCCAGCGCCAAUUGGUUGAGGAUGAGCGAUGGCUGCUGCUAUCCGACGUACUUGACCGAUGCUAUAAACGACCGCCACAGUGGUAUCAUCAAUUCCGAUCCGUGUCUCCUGUACAGCUCAAACCGUUUUGGCCCCAAGUACACCUCAUCGAUGAAUUUGGCACCGAACCAGCACUACGAAAAUACCAUGAGGCUCAAGCUUUAAUUGGCGCAAGCAAUACCUCGUGGCUCCGCCAGGGACCGGGAGAACUGCCUUUCACUAUGCUCCGCAAGUACGGCUCGGGAGUGUCACUAUACGAACAGCUCACGGAUAAAGCGGUGAAGUUGACUCGGUUUGUGCUGCAUAAUCAGCUGAGACUAGCCGCCAAACGCAAUAUCAAGCCCGAAGUGUCGUAUCCCACCGAUCAAUAUGCUCUUCCCUUGAGUGCUAAGCGACAGAAUAAUAUAUUCGUCAAGAAGAUCCGAGAAGUGAAGCAAUUAGUCACUCAGUUUGUGCCGUUAGCGAAGUAUGAUUUGGAUUGGCUCAUCACUGUGGCAUCAACUCCAUUGGAGAGCUCUGAAGUGGCGAUUAACCCCAACUUCUUUCGGUACAUGGAGCGUAAAAGAGAAAUCGAAAAGGAACAGCUACUGCCGAAACUUCGAGCUAAACGCACCAAAUGGUGGAUUCCCACCGAGCAUAAUAUCCGCAAGCAUUAUCGAAGUUACGUUACUCGACAGUUCUUCAUCGAUGACAGUGGCAAUUACCAACUCAGUCCCAUGGAUAACUUUUUCCAUAACCAAAAGCCAUUGACUGAGGCAUUACACGAAGACCAAUGA